GUUCCUCUCAUCUCAACGUGGACGACUGAAGCCGAAAAAAAUCCCAUGCCACAACAACGAACAGCCAAACCAAAGAGUUCUGUAGCCAAGACUCGAGAGCAAAAACCACAAGCUCACCCGGAAAUGACAGCCCACCAAAGCGACACGCCCAGACAGGCCGCGCUCCUGCACCUGGCCAAGACGGUGCAGGAGAACCUGGAGCUCGAGAAGGACUGGACCGGGGUCGAGGUGCACACCGUCACGACGGCGCACGCCACCUCCGGGGCGGCGGUGGCGGCGGCGGAGGAGGCGUCUCCGGACCGCCGGCCGCUGCUGCGCGGCAUCCCGCCGCGGCGCAUGUACGUGCACCCGGACGAGCAGAUCGCCAUCAUCCGGGCCGAGCGGGAGCGCGGCGGCGACGCGCGCGUGCCGCAGCCGCCCGAGGCCGAGUGGGUGCUACCCAUGCACCUGGCCGAGAGCUGGUCCAUGGCCCGCUUCGCCGCCGUCCUUGACGCCAUCGCCGCCGUGCCGCGGCCCGCCGCGGCCGGGGAGGGGGAGGAGGAGGGUGGCGCUGCCGCCGCCGCCGCGCGUGGGGAGCUGGAUGCCGACGUCGACGCCGAGGUCUGGAGGCAGUGGAGGGGCCCGAGACGGGGCAAGCGCGUCAUACUCGCCAUCGUGCAGGACGACUCGACCGUGUCCUAUUACGUGAUGCACGACGGCAUCGUCAAGCCCAGGCAGAACUAAACAGGCAGCCGCAUCCCGGGUCUAUAUUCUCUCUAUUCUCUUUACCUCCUUCUUUUUUUGUACCCAGCGCGCGCCUUGCUUUUAUGUACACUCUUGGCCAUCUCCAUGCGGCCACCACGGUUGGCCAGAGCCUCCUGACAUAUCCACCGUUCCCACGGUGUGGGCAUUUGCACUAUGUACCUCUCGGUUUUACGGGGUAAAGAUGACUUUCUGCACCUUUCUCUUAUCAAACAUGUCAUAGGCCUCAACGGCCGAAUCCAGCGGCAUGAUUUUGUCGAACAUGAAGCUAGACGCGGGUUAAGAAUAAUGGUCAGCAGGGUCGCAAACCAACCCUCGAGGAUAUGAACGCACCCAAGCUUGUCCUGCGCCUUGGCGAGCACCUCGAGCGCCUCCGAGAAGAUCCCCCGCACCGGGCAUCUCCCCAUCUGGAUCCGGAGGUUUUUGCUGUGCUGCUUGUUAGUGCUGCGUUUACACACGCUCGAGGCUUGGGGUAGAUUCAACAUACUCGUAUCCCUCGGCACCAGUCCACGGGAUCUGCCGGAUAGGUAUAGAUAUAUAUAGUCAGCACGCGCGACAAGCAAGAGACGAAACUUUUGUCAGGGG
Messenger RNA from Gaeumannomyces tritici R3-111a-1, 1326 nucleotides. RefSeq lists its product as hypothetical. Gene Ontology annotation, molecular function: nucleic acid binding. Lineage: Eukaryota; Fungi; Ascomycota; Sordariomycetes; Magnaporthales; Magnaporthaceae. Gene Ontology annotation, cellular component: tRNA-intron endonuclease complex. The transcript has a single exon. Gene Ontology annotation, biological process: tRNA-type intron splice site recognition and cleavage; tRNA splicing, via endonucleolytic cleavage and ligation. The record is from RefSeq and is a predicted model, not a curated record. Bases 46 to 723 code for a protein of 225 amino acids.